Anas platyrhynchos (mallard) is the source of this 2931-nucleotide messenger RNA. RefSeq names its product Rac GTPase activating protein 1 (gene RACGAP1). The record is from RefSeq and is a predicted model, not a curated record. Gene Ontology annotation, molecular function: GTPase activator activity. Gene Ontology annotation, biological process: mitotic spindle midzone assembly; Rho protein signal transduction; mitotic cytokinesis. NCBI's taxonomy places the organism in Eukaryota, Metazoa, Chordata, Aves, Anseriformes, Anatidae. Gene Ontology annotation, cellular component: midbody; cleavage furrow; spindle midzone.
UGUCUUCAGACGCGCGGCGAGCAGAGCCAAUGAGAGGCCGGGAAGGCGGAGCGCGGCCCGGGAUUGGCUGGCGGCAGGGAUUCAAACCGAAUCGCGGGGCGGUUAGGCUGGGCGGUUGGAGCCGGAGCUCGCGCCGCACCGGGCCGGGCCGGCGGCUGAGGAAGAUGGAGGCCGCCACGCUGAAUUUGCUGCGUAUGUUUGAUCAACUCGUGCGCCAGGCUGAAGUUUUAAGUGAAGGAAAUGAAUACCAAUUUAUUCAGCUAGCAAAGAACUUUGAUGAAUAUCGGAGAAGACUGCAGAAAACGGAGCACGAGCUUGGCAGGUACAAGGAUCUUCUGAUGAAAACCGAAGCUGAAUGUAGUGCUUUGGGUGUGAAGUUGAAACACGCUCGCAAUCAAGUGGAUGUGGAGAUCAAACGCAGGCAAAAAGCUGAAAUGGACUGUGAGAAGCUGGAGAGGCAAAUACAACUGAUUCGAGAGCUGCUCAUGUGUGAUGCAUCGGGGAGUAUUCAGCUAAGUGAAGAACAGAAGUCUGCCCUUGCCUUUCUUAACAGGCCACAGGUUUCUAUGGGAGGUUCAGGCAACAAAAGGCUGUCUACAAUUGAUGAAUCUGGCUCAAUUCUGUCAGACAUCAGCUUUGACAAGACCGAUGAUUCACUGGACUGGGAUUCCUCUGUGGUGAAAGCUGUCAGACUGAAAAGGAGAGAAAAGCGGCGAUCUUCUAGGCAGUACAUUGAAGGCCCACCAGGUCCUCAGAAGAAAAUACGAUCAAUUGGCUCCACUGCAGACCAGGGAAACGAAUCCAUAGUAGCAAAGACAACUGUUAUGGUCCCCAGUGAUGGUGGCCCAAUUGAAGCCAUCUCUACCAUCCAGACUGUGCCUUAUAGCUUGAGAAGUCAGAGGAAGAGUGGUCCUUUGCAGCCUUGGAACAGUGAUUCAAACUUGGGCAACAAGCAGCUGGAAUCCAAAUCGGAGAGUAAUGGCUCUUGCACCCCCCAAAACAAUGGGGGAGUGAGGCUGCAUGAAUUUGUUUCAAAAACGGUUAUCAAGCCGGAAUCGUGUGUUCCUUGUGGAAAGAGAAUAAAGUUUGGAAAAAUAUCUCUGAAGUGCAGAAGCUGCCGUGUGGUCGCUCAUCCAGAGUGUCGGGACCGCUGUCCCCUUCCCUGUAUCCCCACCUUGACUGGCACUCCUGUCCAAAUUGGGGAGGGGACCUUAAUGGACUAUGUCCCUUCUGCUCCUCCAAUGAUCCCUUCCAUCAUAGUGCACUGUGUUAAUGAGAUCGAGCAGCGAGGGCUACAUGAGAUGGGUCUUUACCGGAUAUCUGGCUGUGACAAGACAGUGAGAGAGCUGAAAGAGAAGUACCUGAGAUCAAAAAACAUUCCUUUGCUCAGUAAAGUGGAUGAUAUCCACGCUAUCUGCGGCCUUCUGAAAGACUUCCUACGCAGCUUGAAAGAACCCCUUCUCACGUUCCGGUUAAACAAGACUUUCAUGGAAGCUGCAGAAAUCUCGGAUGAGGACAACAGUAUUGCUGCUAUGUACCAGGCCGUUAGUGAACUUCCACAGGCCAACAGGGAAACCCUAGCGUUUCUCAUGCUUCACCUGCAGCGGGUGGCUCAGAGCCCAGACACUAAAAUGGAUGUUACCAACUUGGCCAAAAUCUUUGGCCCCACGAUAGUUGCUCAUGCGGUGCCUGAUCCUGAUGCCAUGACGUUACUGCAGGACACUAAGCGGCAGCCCAAGGUAGUGGAGCGGCUUCUGCUGCUGCCUGUGGAGUACUGGAGCCAGCUGAUGCUGGUGGAGCAAGAAAACAUUGACCCAGCACACAUAAUUGAGAACACCAAUGCCUUCUCCACUCCACAGACACCAGAUGUUAAAGUGAGCAUGCUUGGACCACUCACCACUCCGGAACAGCAGCUGUCCAAGACGCCGUCAUCUAGCUCCCUGUCCCAGAAGGUCCGGUCUACCUUCAGCAUAACCCCCAAAUUUGGGAGCAAAAGCAAGUCAACAAGCCAGCUGGGGCGUCAAGCCAACUUCUUUGCCUCUCCUAUGCUGAAGUGAAGUGGACCUGGGAGUGAAUGUCAUCCUAGGAUUUGCACACCAACACUUAUGAGUACAACAAACACAACUCCCCUCCUUGGCAGCUUGUGAAAUAAGAUAUUUUUCCUUUUACCUUUCAGCUUAACUAAGAAUUUUAAUGGGUUUUUUAUUGUGCAAUGUAUUUUAUUAUCUAAUGCUUUUAGUAUUGGUGAAGAAAGUAACUACAGGAUCUAUUCAAAGUAUUAAUUAACAAAGAAAUGGCUGAACUCGCUGACGCUUUCCAAUAGCAUCCUCUACCUGUGAUAAGUGAAACAGAAUUGUAAGCUGUAUUUUUGUUUUUCCCUAGCAUGUAGGCUGCUUUUCACGCAGGAGCGACCCAACCUCCUCCUCCCAUUGACUGAGCUGUGUCAGAAUCCAGUCUUUCAAACAGCACAGUCUGUAAUUCUUGGCUGCACUGUGGUGGUGCAGCCUGUAAUCCUGACGGUGGCGUUGUUGCAUUUGUCUCAUCAGGCAGAAGACACUUUAAUUAACUGCCACAGGGACUGUGACUUUUCCCAAAGAAACAUUCCCUGGUACUGUGUUUACAAGGGGAAAACUUUGUAGAGGAAAUCUUGUAGAGGACUGUAUUUAGAUACAAGGAUAUCGAUCCUGAAGGAUUCUUGGGUACUCAAAACUAAUUAAUAGUGAUGUUCAUACUGGUGAGGGGAUUGAGGGUCGUUUAAUAGCACCCUUGUUCUUGGGAGUCUCUGCUUUCUGAAAUUGGAUGUGACCUUGUGUACUGCUGCAUGGAAAAACUUUGGGAGAAUACAAAAGUUUAUCAACUGGCUGUUUUUUACUGAGCUCUGGAAAACUGUCCUAACCUGUGCAGCGAAGUAAAUCUUGAAUUUCUAUGUGA